ACGCUGGCCGUGCUCAACCCCCUCAAGUCGGCAGAACAAUCCAUCAUGCAGGACACAGAUCUAGCCGGUCCUUUGGUCUUCUGCAUGGCCUUCGGUGGCUCGCUACUUCUGACCGGCAAGAUCCACUUUGGCUACAUCUACGGGAUCGGGUUGGUGGGUUGUCUGGCCAUGUACUGUCUGCUCAACCUGAUGAGCCUGGGGGGCGUGUCUGUCGGGAUCAUCAUCAGCGUGUUGGGCUACUGCCUGCUGCCCAUGGUCUUCCUCUCCUUCUCGUCUGUCGUUUUGUCUCUCAAUGGCAUAGCUGGGCUGGUCCUAGUGACCGUGACAGUGGCAUGGUGCAGUAUGUCGGCCUCAAAGCUUUUCGUCUCCGCCCUACGUAUGGACAGCCAACAGCUGCUGGUUGCCUACCCUUGUGCUCUAGUCUAUGGGGUGUUUGCACUGCUCACAGUUUUUUAAAAACUUGGAUUUCAGUUUUUUUCUUUCUUUAAAAACUUGAAUUUCAGUUUUUUCAAAAAGUUGGAUUGGAUGGGAAAACUAUACAAGAACUGUGUAUGGACUUUUUGAUUGGUUGAGCAAUAUCACAUGACUUAUGAAUGAAAUUAUUGAACUUUAGAAUGUUGUAUUUGAUACUAAACUUUUUAAAUGAAAUAGGGGAGUUGAAUUGUGAAUAAUUCAUGCAUGAAAUCAAUGAUGUUUGAUAACAUUUAUGCUUAAAUCCUGACUUUCACUUCCUGUUUGUACUGUCAGCUGUUGGCAUUAAAACCAAAAUAAACACA
Molecule: messenger RNA, 776 nt
Organism: Physella acuta
Lineage: Eukaryota; Metazoa; Mollusca; Gastropoda; Physidae
Product: protein YIPF5
Biological process (GO): endoplasmic reticulum to Golgi vesicle-mediated transport; vesicle fusion with Golgi apparatus
Cellular component (GO): membrane; trans-Golgi network
Source: RefSeq, a predicted model, not a curated record